CCUUCUCUGGUUCACAGUCAUGUGAUACGUGUUGCCUUCCCCGUGUCGUCGUCGGCUGGGCAGGAUAAAGUUAGUUGAAAGUUUAUACCUCUGAAGUCUUGUGUUUUUAGACUAAAUUCACAAUGGCAGUAACUUCGUUUGCGAUCGCGAUUUCCGUGAUGACUGUGUUCUGGGGUAUUGUUGGAGGAGUUGUGCCUUGGUUUAUCCCCAAAGGACCAAACAGAGGUGUGAUAGUGACGAUGCUGGUGCUAACUGCAGUCUGCUGUUACCUUUUCUGGUUGAUAGCCAUUCUGUCCCAGUUGAACCCGCUGUUUGGGCCUAGCCUGUCCAAGGAUAUUAUUUGGUACCUCCGCUAUCACUGGCCUUAAUUUGCCUUUCUGGGGCUCCCAACCCUUAAGCAGAGGACCUUACAGUGCUGCACACCAGUGGAUGUUUGCCAUUGUAGAGAUCAGUUGUCCCCAAUUGCCUUAAAACCCUGAACCCUGUGUGAUUAUUGAGUGGCACCGGUGCCUUGUUUAUAUAAUGACUCCCAAAGGGCUGUGAGAUCUGUGUGGAUGUGCUGUGGCCUAAAUUAAAGUAACAUUUCCUUGUUGCAGUUUUGUUAAUAUAUUAAACUCAUUGUGUUCAACAAUAUUGUUAGCAUGAAUGGCAGUUGUUGUGUGAGUGUGUUUAUGUGUGAAGUUUGUGUCGGCUGGUUCAUCAGAUAAUUAAUAAAUGAAUAAAUAAAAAAAAUUCAUCCAUAA
Oreochromis aureus is the source of this 743-nucleotide messenger RNA. RefSeq names its product ATPase H+ transporting V0 subunit e1 (gene atp6v0e1). The coding region runs from base 123 to 368 and encodes 81 amino acids. Gene Ontology annotation, biological process: proton transmembrane transport. The record is from RefSeq and is a predicted model, not a curated record. The transcript has 4 exons. Gene Ontology annotation, cellular component: proton-transporting V-type ATPase, V0 domain. NCBI's taxonomy places the organism in Eukaryota, Metazoa, Chordata, Actinopteri, Cichliformes, Cichlidae. Gene Ontology annotation, molecular function: proton-transporting ATPase activity, rotational mechanism.